AUGUUGAAAAUCAACAAUAAACCAAUUCAAAAUGCUACAAAGACUUUUGUACGUCAUGCAUCAUACAAAGAAUUAAAAUUUGGAGUUGAAGGUAGAGCUGCAUUAUUAAAAGGUGUAAAUACUUUAGCUGAUGCAGUUUCCGUAACUUUAGGACCAAAAGGUAGAAAUGUUUUAAUUGAACAACAAUUUGGUUCACCAAAAAUUACAAAAGAUGGUGUUACUGUAGCUAAAUCUAUAACUUUAGAAGAUAAAUUUGAAGAUUUAGGUGCAAAAUUAUUACAAGAAGUUGCAUCAAAGACUAAUGAAAGCGCUGGUGAUGGUACUACAUCUGCUACUGUUUUAGGUAGAUCUAUUUUCACCGAAUCAGUCAAAAAUGUAGCAGCUGGAUGUAACCCAAUGGAUUUAAGAAGAGGAUCACAAGCAGCAGUUGAAGCAGUUAUUGAAUUCUUACAAAAAAACAAAAAAGAUAUCACCACAUCGGAAGAAAUUGCUCAAGUUGCCACUAUUUCAGCUAAUGGUGAUAAAGAAAUUGGUGAUUUAUUAGCAUCAGCAAUGGAAAAAGUAGGAAAAGAAGGUGUUAUCACCGUCAAAGAAGGUAAAACUUUAGAAGAUGAAUUAGAAGUUACCGAAGGUAUGAAAUUUGAUCGUGGAUAUAUCUCACCAUACUUUAUUACAAACACAAAAACUGGAAAAGUUGAAUUUGAGAACCCAUUAGUUUUAUUAUCAGAAAAGAAAAUUUCAAGCAUUCAAGAUAUUUUACCAUCAUUAGAAUUAUCAAAUCAAACAAGAAGACCAUUAUUGAUUAUUGCUGAAGAUAUUGAUGGCGAAGCUUUAGCUGCAUGUAUCUUGAAUAAAUUGAGAGGUCAAGUACAAGUAUGUGCUGUAAAAGCUCCAGGUUUCGGUGAUAACAGAAAAAACACUUUAGGUGAUAUUGCAAUCUUAACUGGUGGUACUGUUUUCACCGAUGAAUUAGAUAUUAAACCAGAAAAUGCUACAAUUGAUUUAUUAGGAAGUGCUGGUUCAAUCACUGUAACAAAAGAAGAUACAGUUAUAUUAAAUGGUGAAGGAUCAAAAGAAAAUUUAGAACAAAGAUGUGAUCAAAUUAGAACAGUUAUGGAUGAUGCUCAAACUACAGAAUAUGAAAAAGAAAAAUUACAAGAAAGAUUAGCUAAAUUAUCUGGUGGUGUUGCCGUUAUAAAAGUUGGUGGUGCUUCUGAAAUUGAAGUUGGUGAAAAGAAAGAUCGUUAUGAAGAUGCUUUAAAUGCUACUAGAGCAGCAGUACAAGAAGGAAUAUUACCAGGUGGUGGUACUGCUUUAAUAAAAGCUACGAGAAUUCUUGAUGGUGUAAAAGAAAAAGCAGCAAAUUUCGAUCAAAAAUUAGGUGUUGAAACUAUAAAAGCAGCAAUCACAAAACCAGCAAAAAGAAUUAUUGAAAAUGCAGGUGAAGAAGGUUCAGUUAUAGUAGGUAAAAUCUAUGAUAAUCCAGAAUUUAAUGUUGGUUAUGAUUCUCAAAAGGGUGAAUUCACUGAUAUGUUAGCAGCAGGUAUAAUUGAUCCUUUUAAAGUUGUUAAAAAUGGUUUAGUUGAUGCUGCAAGUGUUGCUUCUUUAUUAGCUACUACUGAAUGUGCUAUUGUUGAUGCUCCACAACCAACUCCAGGUCCAGGUGCUGGUGGUCCACCAAUGGGAGGUAUGCCAGGAAUGUUUUAA
This is a messenger RNA of Lodderomyces jiufengensis, 1707 nucleotides long. It is a transcript of the gene HSP60, whose product is annotated as chaperone ATPase. The coding region runs from base 1 to 1707 and encodes 568 amino acids. The record is from RefSeq and is a predicted model, not a curated record. Lineage: Eukaryota; Fungi; Ascomycota; Pichiomycetes; Serinales; Debaryomycetaceae. Gene Ontology annotation, molecular function: protein-folding chaperone binding; ATP binding; ATP-dependent protein folding chaperone. Gene Ontology annotation, cellular component: mitochondrial matrix; mitochondrial inner membrane. The transcript has a single exon. Gene Ontology annotation, biological process: mitochondrial unfolded protein response; apoptotic mitochondrial changes; protein import into mitochondrial intermembrane space.